AUGUUGAUGAGUAUAUUUAUUUGCGUCGGAUUCCUCUCUCACGCCAUUCUUACAUCCGUAUUACCGCGCGGCGGGGAUGAUUAUGGCGGUCAUCCCACAAUCAACCAUGAUGCAGUUAUCGCGCUCCCUCAGAUGACCUCCUCUGGGUUUGCAGGACAUCUUGAGUCUCAAUUCAACCCCCUACUGUUUGUUUCGGGAGGCUGCGAUCCUUAUCCAGCUAUCAAUGCAGGUGGAAAUCUUGGUACUGGAUUACGACCUACCGGAGGAGGCAGGAGUGGCUGCGAUGCUGGCGGCAAAGGCCAGGUUUAUAUUCGACGAGGCAUCAGCAAUGGCAAUCGAGGCAUAAUGUACAGCUACUACGUCCCUAAAGUCCGCUGGGGUAAAAAAGACGAAGAGGGCCACCGUCAUUACUGGGCGAGUGUUGUCGUCUGGAUUGGCAAAUCGAAUUGCGAUGGCGCUGCUAUGAAGGACCUGCGCGCUGUUGGUAUAUCGUUUACAACCGACCACGAGGUGUGGGGUUCUGUCAGAGUCGACCAAGCAUCAACCCCACGUAUGCAAAUACACGACAACGCCAUUUCUCCCUUCAUUGGCGGAGACAAUGAUCGACUUUUCCAGCGUAUUCCCGUGAGCUGGGAUUCGCUUGAUAAAGUAGUUCAGCGGGCAUUGUCUGAUGUUAAGUACGAGAAGACGCAGGUACCGUUUACCAACGUUGCCUUCCAGGCUUCCCUAGAUAGUGCUUAUCGAGCUUUCUUUUCGGAUGUGUCACCAGGGGACUCGGGUUGUACGGAAGGUGUCGCGCCGUCUGACGUCACGUAUUAG
This is a messenger RNA of Colletotrichum lupini, 819 nucleotides long. RefSeq names its product NPP1 domain-containing protein. The transcript has 2 exons. Bases 1 to 819 code for a protein of 272 amino acids. NCBI's taxonomy places the organism in Eukaryota, Fungi, Ascomycota, Sordariomycetes, Glomerellales, Glomerellaceae. The record is from RefSeq and is a predicted model, not a curated record.